GCAGCUGUUUAACUUUUGGCGUUUCCUGUAAAUACAACUUUUGUACAGCAUUUUAAUCAAUUUGCAAGUACAAUAUAGUACAAUCCGUUGCUUAUACCGUGGCCGAGAAAAUGCAGACUUUUCGGGAACUCUCAACGCUGAAAGGACAACACGCGGAUUGUAGAAUUUCUCGGUGCACCAUGGCUCAGUUACAGUACCAUGGAACAGUUGGGUUUGCAGGCAGGCAGGCAGAGGUUUGGCUGUUGAAUAAUUUCUGUUGUUGCGGAGACACAUAUGGUUGAAAUUUGUCUCCCUCCCUGUUUGUGGCCGGCCUUUAUCGUCUGGAAACCUUGUUGCAAAGUGCCUGCCUUCAUCUAGAUAGGAAUUAUGGUCUACGUGAGAAUCUCAUCUACACGGAUAAUCACAAUUAGAAGUUUGGACAAGGUCCUUGGACAACUUGGACACUCAUACUGAGGUUGAUCUCUUCUACAACAGGACUGUGAUGUAGGCUUUGGAGCACGGAAAUAGGUUUCAGUUUAGGCUCCUGUCUCGGUAAUUUGCGUUAAUACAGGUCAGUAUUUAUGACAGAUUAGUUGGGCUCCAAGGGAAUGUCGUAAUGGAUUGUUCUUCCGCACAGUUGGUGACAUUAUGAUUGGUACGAAAGUUUGUUCUCGACAUGUUCCGGUUGCGGUGCUGAAUAGCUCCCUAGCAGCGGCAGAGACAAGUAGAGAGUCCAGAUCACGAGUGCUGCGCAGUCAGCGAGGUGGUCUGAUUGUAAUCAUGCUGUCUGGGUACCAAGAGGAGGGAAUUAGAUUUACCCAUACUAUCCUGUUCUUGUCUAACUAACAAGUUUGUCACGAGAAGAGUGACCGUAGUGAACUUGGAAUUCUGAGAUCGGUAGGGAGACGAAUCGUUAUAAUGAAGUAUCCGCAAAUCCUCUGAAACGAUCUGCUGAACCGUUUGGUGCUCUUCGACCAGACCCUGACCAGAGUGCAAAAUUCUCGGAGAUUAUUGCUAGACAUCUGUGCUCAAUCUUGUUCUGCUCCAGAGCCAUGGAAUACUGACGAGGCCCCAAGAAAAAAGAGAAAAAAUCCUUCACAGGGACUACUUAUCUGCAAAGACACCGGUUUGUAAAAGCCUGUCGGCUCCAGAGCUAGUUCCUAUCUGGGGUCAUUUGUACCUGUGCAGAAUCACAAGUGGUGAGCUGCUUGAUGUUUUGGCCUCCAGUGUGAAGUCUCAAUGGAUGAGUACGAGUCCUAACUGCUCCUUCUUCCUGAGUGAAUAAUCGAUGUCUAUUAUUUGGCGCCUAUCCGCGCGUAGCCAGCUGCCCAGGACUGCUUCUCUGCGGAGUCGAAGAAAUUACCCGGGAUUUCAAACAAUCUUGUGGAGUGCAUCAGUUCAGUCCUUGCCAAUGGAGCAAACUCAAGUCCAAGAGCUUUGAGGGAGCACGUUGCGGUAGAGGAUUAUUGAUCAUCUACUUUGAUAACAACCUUGAAUCUUCAGGGUAGAAAUUAAGAGAGGCACUUCACAAUUAUCGUCAUGUGUCCGCCGAGUAGCGACCUAGGACUACCACCGACUUUGAACAAUUUUAGCAUAAUGCAGGUAGAGGUAGAAGCUCAAGGAGAUAAUGUGUGCGAGAAUAAGCUUAAUUCACAGUCGAGUUUUUGUGGAAGUGGAGGAUCCAGGAAACUGUCAGAUGUUCUUGUGAAUGCGGGUGACCAGGACCUGGGGCGGGCAUCAGCUAGCAAGAGGCUGCAAAGAGCUUUGGUGGUUUGCUUCUUUUUUAUGCUUCUAGAAAUCGUCGGAGGAAGUCUGGCGGGAAGUCUGGCAAUUCUAUCAGACGCUGCCCAUUUACUCUCUGAUGUUGCAGGCUUUGCCAUUUCUCUUUUGGCACUGCGAGCUUCAGAAUGGUCAGACACUCCGCAACACUCGUAUGGUUUCCUUCGCUUGGAAGUUCUUGGGGCCCUUGUCUCGGUCCAAAGUAUCUGGAUCAUGACAGGGUUCAUUGUCUAUGAAGCGUUUCAGAGGCUUUUCCUUGGUUCGCUUCUUGUGGAUGGGCGCCUGAUGUGCUUGGUUGCCACAUUUGGGGUUGCUGUGAACCUUGUCAUGAUUUUUGUGCUGGGUCAUGGUCAUGAACACAGUGGGUCAGAUUCUGGUGCUUGUGACGGGUAUUCUCGUCUUAGUUUCCACCACCACGAACACAAGAAGGUUGAUGUUGAAGAUGGACAAUGCCUUAGCCAAGAGCAGAAGCAUGUCUACCAUGAAGAGGAGCAGAUGCAAAUAAGCUGUGCUGGUGGUUGCCACCAUAAUCAUGAAAGGGACAAGCCCACAAUGAUGAGAGUGAACCAUUGUGACGAAGAGGAGAAACCUCUGGUCGCUGAAGCUGAGGAGGAAUCUGUAAGUCUGAUGAGUAGUAGUAUCUCUCCAUCUGAUGAGGAUGAGCAUUUUCCAAAGGAGGUCCAUGUUUGCUGCUCAACGAAAGCGCAUCUCAGAAACUAUGAUAGUCAUAACAUUAAUCUCAGAGGCGCAUACCUCCACGCACUAGGGGACCUUAUUCAGAGCAUAGGAGUGCUGAUUACAGGAAUUGUUAUCUGGAUCAAACCUGAAUGGCAGCUUAUUGACCUCCUUUGCUCUUGUUUAUUCUCUAUCGUUGUUAUGUCAACCACUUUCAGAAUGGUCAAAGACGUGCUGUCGAUAUUGAUGGAGAGCACGCCCCAAGACGUGGAUUUGGAUGCUCUGAGAAGCGGAUUGAAGAGUAUCCCUGGAGUAGAUGACGUAAAACAGCUGCAUGUGUGGGCUCUCACCACCGGUACUAAUGUUCUCACUUGCCAUCUGCACAUAAAGCCAGCAGGAGGAGGAGCUGAAGCCAAGGACAUCCUGAGCAAUGCCACCAAAUAUUGUGCACUGAACCAGAGGUUCAAACAUGUAACCAUUCAAAUUGAGGAUAUUUCGUGCUAAGCUUUCGAGCAGCUGAUCCCCAUCAGUCUGGGGCAGAGGAGCCGUUGUCGUCCAAACUGCUUUGGAUGCCGGCUGGAGUUUCUGAUUGAGUUUGCUGUAUACCGACAUCCAAGGGCACCCAUUUGUCUUGGAAAUUCCGAAGAGCGACCCGUCCUGUGCAGGAUUUUCUCCACGGGGAAUACUGGAGCCACUCCAUCAGAAUCUGGAUAAUUAGUAAGCCUUAGAUUCCAUCACUUUUCAUCAAGCGGAAUCUGUUGAGUAAUAUUUUUCAUCGGUAUGAGGUCGCGGAUGCUAUGUACACGGAAAGAUCUUACUGAGGAUGAUGAAGAUAACCACUCCAAGCAAACGGCGACCAUAUGUGGGACAAUGUCAUGCUUGCACCACAUCGAGGUCACCUACUUUUGAAGGUCCUUGCAGCUGUGUGGAUUUUGUUGCUCCGCUGUCUUGACAAAUUGCCAGCGUUUAUGUUGGAAUUGUUUGUAGGUAAUGAGAAGUUUUUCUGUUGGAAUCAGGUUGACCGCUUCGUGCCUCCUUGUUGAAUGUCCUGAUUGCCGUGUGAAGAAGCCUGAAGUUAAUUUGU
This is a messenger RNA of Marchantia polymorpha subsp. ruderalis, 3517 nucleotides long. The record is from the annotation of a GenBank genome assembly. NCBI's taxonomy places the organism in Eukaryota, Viridiplantae, Streptophyta, Marchantiopsida, Marchantiales, Marchantiaceae.